UGUGCGCGGCCUCAUGGACGCCCGGUUGUGUACGCUCAUCCAAGUUCUAGCGAUCUUCGUCACCACGCUGCGCUCAGAUUCUCCGCAGUUUGUUGAACCUAUCGCCAACAUCACUGUGCCAGUAGGUCGAGAGGCUGUUCUUGCCUGCGUUGUCAAAGGAUUAGAGACCUAUAAGAUCGCUUGGCUGCGAGUGGAUACGCAAACAAUACUGACGAUCCAUUUGCACGUGAUCACGAAGAACAAGCGAGUAGAGGUGAAGCACGCCAACGACGGAGAUCGUGACGGGACGUGGUUCCUACACAUCCGCGAUGUGAAGGAGUCCGACCGCGGCUGGUAUAUGUGUCAGAUCAACACUGACCCCAUGAAGAGUCAGACUGGUUACCUUCAAGUAGUUGUGCCGCCGGACAUCUUGGACUACCCGACGAGCACUGACAUGUCCGUCAACGAGGGGAGCAACGUCACCAUGACCUGCGCCGCUUCCGGGUCGCCGCCCCCGCACAUCACCUGGCGACGCGAGACCGGCGACUCCAUUCCUCUCGCCAACGGCCAAGAAGUCUCGACUGUAGAGGGAUCGCAAUUCAAUAUUAGCAGAGUAAAUAGACUGCACAUGGGCCCGUACCUUUGUAUCGCAUCGAACGGUAUUCCUCCGUCUGUGAGUAAAAGGAUCAUGCUCAUUGUCCAUUUUCCGCCGAUGAUUUGGAUCCAGAAUCAGCUGGUGGGGGUGGAGGAGUCUCAGCAAGUCACGCUGGAAUGCUUUUCGGAGGCCUAUCCCAAAUCAAUCAAUUACUGGACGAGGGAGCACGGAGAAAUUAUAAAUCACGGUACAAAAUACGAGCCCGUGCUUAUAGACAACGCAUACAAAAUUCACAUGAAACUAACUAUUCGAGCUGUGAGUAAGUCUGAUUUUGGGACUUACAAAUGCAUUUCGAAAAACUCAUUGGGAGAGACGGAUGGUACAAUUAAACUAUACGAGAAUGAACGUGCGUCAACGACAACAACGAUAGCAACGACUACAAAGAAAAUAAUCCAUCGUGAUCACCCCACGCAUAGAAACAUAUCUGAGCCGAAGCGGCCGACGCCGUCAACGACGAGUGGGAAAACUCGUGGCCGGGCCCCUAGCUCGGACGUAAACACCCUCUCCCGAUCUCCGGAGACCAACUCUAACUCAAAAGGCGUUGCAGAUACGGACGAUGCAGUGAGGCAAAAGAAUAAAAUUUCCACCUAUAUCAAAGAUAAAGAUGUCUCUAAUUCAAGUUCCUAUAUUUUUGGAUCACCUCCUCUCUCGAUCAUUAGUUUUAUAGUAUACUGUUUUUUUAAUGUCAUCAUGUGAUUAUAAUAUUUUAUUGCUCA
Bemisia tabaci is the source of this 1350-nucleotide messenger RNA. RefSeq names its product neurotrimin. Gene Ontology annotation, cellular component: neuron projection. Lineage: Eukaryota; Metazoa; Arthropoda; Insecta; Hemiptera; Aleyrodidae. The record is from RefSeq and is a predicted model, not a curated record.